This is a messenger RNA of Coniophora puteana RWD-64-598 SS2, 1485 nucleotides long. RefSeq lists its product as uncharacterized. Bases 1 to 1485 code for a protein of 494 amino acids. The record is from RefSeq and is a predicted model, not a curated record. The transcript has 4 exons. NCBI's taxonomy places the organism in Eukaryota, Fungi, Basidiomycota, Agaricomycetes, Boletales, Coniophoraceae.
AUGCCAAAACUCCAUCAAUGCAAGGGAAACCUCUGCAAAGAGGUAUUUCUCACCAAGCGAGACCUCCAUGUUCACGAAAGAAACUGCCAGAAGGUCAUAUCAGCCAGAGAGGCGCUCUACCAAGCAGCAGAAGAGCAUGAAUGUUCACUUAAACAUCGUCGCAUCAGGUCCCCACAAGCAGGAGAGUCAAAUCCUGUGCCUGAGGAGGUGUUUGAAGGGAUAGAUGACAGUAUUGGAGUUGGGGAUCUCGAGCUUGUAGAUGUUGAGGAAGCCGAGCAGUCAUCUGCUCAAUCUGUACAUGUAUCUAGGCCAUCUAGACGCAGUUUAGGCAGGCCUGAACGCUUUAAUGACACGAUUCCUUCUCCUUCUGUUGAGCUUGCUCAAGCUCCAGCGUCUACUCAAGAGAAUCUCGGCCGGAUAGACCCAGAUACCCCACUGGGGCUGCCUACUUCUCAUUCACCCUCCCCAGAGCAGCCUGCUCACGACUUUAUGACCAAGUACACGACUAGUCCCAACGAGUUUGGUCUCUAUCGCAUUUACCAGGCCAAACCAAUACAAGUCCACUGUGACACACUCAUGAGUGUCUCAGAUGCACCCUUACUCGAAUCAAGUUCAGCUCCACAGCGAACUACCAGUCUCAUAUCAUCUGGUGCACCAUCUCCUGCCGACUUAGACUCUGACGAAGUGAUGGCUCCGUUCUCAAAUCCCACAUGUGGGAUCAUGUACACGUACUUGGAGGAAAUAGAACUGGAUGCAUACGAUCCUGAUGGCGAGAAGGAACACCUCAACAAGUUUCUCCGAGCAGGUGACAAUGCUUUUCGCGAAGGAUAUGGCUGGCAAGAGUCCUCCAUCGAGAUUCCACUACCUUUUGAGGGUCGACAGAUGCAGGGAGGCGAGCUUAGAGCCCCAAAACUCACUAUUGAGGGUGUGUGGCAUCGCAAUAUAGCUGACAUUGUCAAAUAUGCGGUUGAGGAUCCCAUUUUCUCUACAUAUAACACGACACCAUUCGAGCAGCGCUGGAAGACAUAUGACAACCGGGACAUCAGGAUAUACUCGGAGAUGUACAGCUCUCAAACUGUCAUUGACGCGUACAACGACAUAAACACAGCUCCAAGGUCUCCUGGUGAUGACCUGGAACGAAUUGUCAUACCCCUCAUGAUCUGGUCGGAUGCAACACUCCUCACAAACUUUGGGGAGGCAUCGCUGUGGCCUGUAUAUCUUUUCCUGGGCAAUCAGUCAAAGUAUGUCCGUGGCAAGCCAUCGUCACAAUCCUGUCACCAUGUUGCGUAUAUUCCAAGUCUUCCAGAUGGCUGGCAAAAUACGUACACAGACAUCUUUGGGAAACCGCCCUCAAAAGAUGUCCAUACACACCUCAAGCGAGAGCUCUUCCAGAAGGUUUGGGAGCUGCUGCUUCACGAUGAGGGGUUCCGGCGUGCGUACAGAGAGGGCAUAGUCACUACUUGCGGCGAUGGGAUCAAGCGUUGA